Messenger RNA from Poecilia reticulata (guppy), 8585 nucleotides. It is a transcript of the gene mex3a, whose product is annotated as mex-3 RNA binding family member A. The record is from RefSeq and is a predicted model, not a curated record. Lineage: Eukaryota; Metazoa; Chordata; Actinopteri; Cyprinodontiformes; Poeciliidae. Gene Ontology annotation, molecular function: RNA binding.
AGCGCGGUGACCUGCCGCAAAGCACACAGAGGUGGGCGGACCCCCCUCAUCCCAUCCCUCCAACCUCAUUCUGCUUUUUCUUUCUCUAUAAAACCGCCACUAACUCCUCCACUCCUAAAAUCCCCGCUCUCCCCUCUGUGUGCGCGGAAGCUGCUGCUGAUUUCCACCCCACCACCAUCAUCAUCUUCAUCAUCAUCGCGGAGUUGACAUCAUCUUUUUCUCCAGCAGAUGACCAUGUGCGCGCUUGCCCUUGCAACGUUUAAGUGACUGUUUACAUCCUGGAUGGCUUCUUCUUCUUACAUAAGUCACCAAAAAUAUAAAUAUGCAGCCCGCUGCGCUGCCGCAGCUCCGCAGCGCGGCUGCGUUUCUGCGCCUGCAUGCGGCGCAGGAGGCGAGCUGAACGCUUCCUCCUUCCUGCACAGGAGAAGGGCUGGAUGUGGGCCGCCACAUGCUGGCGAACCUGAGACGGAAUGGUACGGAGGGAGGGAGGGAGGCUCGUUUUUUGUCUCACUGAGGACGGAGUGAGGAGAGGAGAGGAGGAGGGGGGGGGUCGGUGUAAAACCAGACUGGGUGGAGCAACGCAUCGGCCCGGCCCCAUCCACCGAGCAGACGGCCGGAGCUCGGUACUGUACAGAGAGUCUGGCGGAUGGAGAGAGAUGGGGGGCGGUCUGUGGGAGGGUCUAGCGCAAAGAGGGAAGGAGGAGGGGUGAGGAGGAGGAGGAGGCGGCACGGGUGCUGUUUCUCCAGUCUCUUUCCCCUGUCUUUGUCUCACACACUCUUUUGUUAGCCAUGCCUAGCCUGCUGGUUCUAGCAGGGAUCAUGGAGAAAAAUGGGGGCUACGGCGGGGAUCUGGCCGGCUCCGGCUUCGGCGGCGAAGGUCUCCUCGUGGCGCCCGACGAGGAGGAGGACGACUCCCGUGCCCUCAGGGUCGCGCUCGGCCAGUUGUCGCUACUGGGGCUCGGGGAAGGCGAGGACGGCGGCGGCGGCGGAGCCCCGACAACAGGAGUGCAGGACCGGAGCAACAAUAACAACAACAACCACCACCACAACCACGCUAACAGCGUCGGGGGCGGCGGGGACGCGGCCAUCCUGCAGGGGAAGAGCAAGUUGUGCGCCCUGUACGACAGCUCCUCAGCAGAGACUAAAGGACGAGGCUGCAACAUUACAGAAUGCGUCCCGGUGCCGAGCUCCGAACAUGUGGCCGAGAUAGUGGGGAGGCAAGGUUGCAAGAUAAAAGCUCUGCGAGCCAAGACCAACACCUACAUCAAGACCCCCGUUCGAGGAGAGGAGCCUGUGUUUUUAAUCACUGGCCGGAAGGAAGAUGUUGCACUGGCCCGUCGUGAAAUCAUCUCUGCUGCAGAGCACUUCUCCAUGCUCCGCGCCUCCCGCAACAAGCUGGGGGUGUCCUUCAGCGGCUCCCCGCCCACGCCUCUGCCGGGUCAGACCACCAUUCAGGUGAGAGUGCCAUACCGCGUUGUGGGGCUGGUAGUGGGGCCUAAGGGCUCCACCAUUAAGCGCAUCCAGCAGCAAACCUGCACGUACAUCGUGACCCCCAGCCGAGACCGCGACCCUGUCUUCGAGAUCACGGGUUCCCCGAGCAAUGCUGAGCGCGCCCGCGAGGAGAUCGAGGCGCACAUCGCCUUCCGAACAGGAGGCCUGCAUGACCACAACAACGAGAACGACUGUCUGGGGCCGAAUGGUGGAAGUAGCCCGGCGGGCAGCACCGGCGGUCUGGAGAGCCGGCUACAGCAGGUGUGGGGGCUGCAGGGGGGCCAGCGCAAGCCUCUCACCAGCAGCUACCGCCAGAACUUCUCAGAUGCCAUGGUUGGAGGCGGGAGCGGAGGAGGAGGCGGAGGAGAGGGAGGGGGGAUCUACAACAAGAGCAACUUCUCCAGCUCCGGAGAGAAACCUUGCUCGUAUUUUGGAUCUGAGGGCACCCAGGGCUGGGGGGACCCCGACUACCCCAAACAGGUGUCCUUUUACACCCAGCAGCGCUCCAAAAGCUUCGGCGGCCUCCCGCUGCCCCUGACCAGACUCUCUCCUGGGUUACCGGAGCCCUGCGGAGGCGGGACCCCCAACAACUCAGUCACCAGCAUCGUAUCCGGCUCGCCUCAUGCCCAGGCUCGCCGCGCCCACAGCGAGCCCGCCUCGGCCGGGGACGGCUUCCCGGGCCGCCUGCCGGUGCCGGACUCUCCGCCGGCCACCGUGCGGGACUGCAUGACCUGCUUUGAGAGCAAAGUGACGGCUGCCUUGGUGCCCUGUGGCCACAACCUGUUCUGCAUGGAGUGUGCCAUCCGAAUCUGUGAGCUGAACCACCCGGAGUGCCCGGUGUGCCACACCCAGGUCACUCAGGCCAUCCGGAUAUUCUCCUAAAGAACCACGUCCGUUUUAUCCUUAGUUUCCUCAGUGUUUCUUCAAUAAUUAUUUACUGUUCUUAUGAUUACUAUUAUUAUUAUUAUCAUUAUUAUUAUAUACAUUUUUGUUUUUCAGAAAAUUUAAAAACAAUCAAGCAGAUAUUUUAGAAGGCCUGCUUGCUUUACUAAAAAGUAUAAGAAAUAUUUUUAAGUUUUUCUUUUUAUAUAUAUAUGCAUAUAUAUUUUAUAAAAGUUUUGUUUAUAAGAGAAGUAUAGUACCUUGCAUUUUCAGUUUUUUGACUGCUGCUGUGUUUCAUUCAUGAAUCACAGUGUAGGCAGAGGUAGACAGUAAUGUGAACAUUUUAUUCUUCAAUUAUUUUUUUUGUUUUUUACCUUAAAGUGGGUUUUAUUGAAGGAAACAGAUGAUUGUUGAGGAACCCAAUCUGCACUUGACUGACCUACAAAGUCAAUGUUGUUACUAGAAGGAAUAAAAAAAAGAACUUAUUGCACCUUACAAUCAUCUUGGUCUAAAACAGGAUUGUUAAAAUCGUACCUUGAGAAAUUCAAAGCAGCAGAUGUGAACUUAAACGUUUUCAGUUAAACUGUGAUUGUGGGUUCGGAUAAUUGGUCCAAAGCAUUUUGGCUAAAGGAUAAACGUGUAUGGGUUCGUUCCAGUCGGGAUCUAUACAGAAAGAGACGAAGCAAAUCUUUAUUUCAUUAGAAAACAGAUUUAAAAGGGAUAGGAUUUUAAUUAUUUAUAGAAACUGCUUGAAUUUUAUGGAUAUUAUUCAGAGAGAGGAUGAGGGCUGCUGUAAAGGUGGGGAUUCUCCGUCCGGCAGCCGUUGGUGGCGUUUGGUCACUGCAGUUUGUUGAAAAGACUUGGUAAUGCUUUGCUGCUCGUGGCUCUUGAAAAGCAUGUGGCUCCUCGGUUGGCUUAAAGCGCUGAUUUAAUUUGCGAGGCCAAAAAGCCUUGGAAUCCAUCCAGUUGGCCCCUUUUUGAUAUUCCCCAAGGACUUGUCUCAAAGCCACCUUAACCACGCUUUUAUUGUGUCGUGCGGUCGUUUGGCCGCGUCCGGCUAACAAUGGAGGACGAGGCGGGAGCCCCCCUCUCGUGUCCUCGGAGAACCUUAAGAUUGGACGGAAGCUGAAUGAAUCGUCUCCUGAAUCAGCAGCAGCAGAUUAAAGGAGCAGAUACUGUAAAACACAGAGUCCAGGGCUGCUAAUCCUUUCUCCUGCGAGGGGCCUUCCGUCCCCCCCUGUAAUUAGCAGAGCUGUGCAGGAGCAGGUGUUUCGCGGCGCGCUGCGGCUCUGACCCUGAGUUUGGAGGUCUCGCCUAGCCCCUUUCUUUCUCUCUUUUCUUUGGGAGUGGCUUUCAUGCCUCCCCUCCACCGGAGCUGCUGGGCUUACAGUUGGACCGUUUGCUUCUGAGCCGUAUUGUCUGCGCCUUCGGUGGCGGCCGGCGUGGGCCACGGAGCGCUCGGACACGGCCUGCAUUCGCUCAUUGAUAAUUAGGCAAAUGGGUCGGUCCAGGUGCGGACCGUGUGGGGGACUCUGGACCCCCAAACCACUGAAGGGAGCUAGGCGAAUAGGAAACCCCUCCUUUUUCCCCCUGCUCCUUUUCUUACCCAAACGGGGACAAGGAGAAGGGGUGCACUCUUUUGUCCCAAAACACACACGGACACAGAAAGACACUAGCCGCAUUUGGCAGCCGUGAAAUAAAAUGGAGGUUUAGGAGAGACAUUAAUAAUCCAGUUACCUGGAAUAUUUAUUCCAGUUGAUGAAAAGCAAACCGUUUAGUGAUCAUAUCGCAGAGGGCCCGUGUUAAUCCCCCUCUCUGGGUGCCAUCUGUGGGACAGUUUCUACUGUAAGGGGCAUCCCACGACUGGCCCUUGGCCUCGAACGGCCCCGGCCCCCAACUCGCGUUACUUUCACAAUGAAAUCAGACUAUUGUAAUUGACAGGAAGGCAGAGGAAACGCCCCAUUUAACCAGCACUCAUGCUGAAUCAAAUUACACACCCGCUGCGUCUGCCUUAGCCCCAGCCUGGGGAUUUCAGAGGGCUAGAGCAAUGGAUCGGGGGUUGGGGGGAUUAAAGCUGUUGAAUGAUGGGAGGGAGUGAGGGAGGAGUAUACUUCAAGACAAAAAAAAAAAAAAGAAAAAAAAAAGGAGGAAAAAAAAAAAAAACUCUGCAGACCGAGCAGCUCUAUUGAUCAUCAGGUCUUUGAGCGAGUGUUGAGCUGCUGUCACAUGUGGGCCGGCACCGGCGACCCAGCAGGCCUGAAUAAUUUGGGGGUCUCGUUUUAACAAAACAAAUCCAGUCUUCAGGGCCAGAAAGCCCCCUUCUCUAAAGGAAAAACAAAAUGAAGGAGAAGAAGGAGGAGAAGCGACCGCUGGCAUGAUUGCGGCGAGAGCACCGGACUGGCAUCGAAAGUUCCCAGAAAUCUGUGAGGAGGACUGAGUUUUAAAAUUGCACAGAGGUCUGGCCGAAGCUUUCAGCGUCACAACGAGGCGGGGGCGACCCCCGCUCUUUGAACUUAGUAUUUUUUUGUUUGUUUUAUUUCUGCCUUAAUGUUUUUUAUGGAAUAUUGCCAUUGCUUUGGCUGACAAGGUAGCAACUUUGGCCUUUUGAUACAGUACCACUCCCCAAUAACCAACUUUGUAAAGAAGUUAUUUUUGGAAAAGAAGAAUGUGAAUCAAACCGCUCGGGUGGGGAUUAGGGGGGAUUCUGGACAUUAGGCUCUUUAAAAACACAUGACUUAAAGAGAGAAAAAAAAAAAAAAGAACAAAGCACCUUAUUAUAAAACACGCGCAUCUGAUUAAUACCAAACCGACCGCUGAUGGUGAAAUCUAUCUCACAAUCCGAAAGACACGCACAUAAGGAUUCCCUAUCAUUUUUUUUCUUGUGUGGUUUGGUGAUUCUUGUGCUCAGUAGUGACAAUUUGGGAGAUGUCAUCAUUUUUCCCCCUCUUUUCAGUUUUGCACUGGUUUAACAAAGAUGUCUUAUUGGAGGUUCUCCCGGUUUAGACGCUGUAAGUUGAGGAGUGUUCUUCGUGUGAAGGCACCGUGUUGUAAAUAUGGUGUGUGUAUCAGCUAGGAAGAGCCAGACGCAGGCCCGCCUAAAAGUGAGUUUUUCAUUAUUUUUUAACAAUCUCAAAGUGUCAUCGUUGAUGUUUUAGAAUAAAUUAAAAAAAAAAACGAACUAGGAUAUAAAAUGUUUAUAUAUGCGCCCUGUCACCCUUUUGACUAUAUUAGUAUAUUAGAUAGAUCCAUACAUGUAAGAAAUAUUAUUUACUAAGUAUGUCAUCCAAAUAUAGAUAAGCAGACACUACUAUAAACAGUAAGAAUGAAUUUUAUGAAGCCACUGAUGUAUCCAGUUUUAAUUAAAUAGGCAAAUAUUUAAGGACGUUUAGCCCCUAUAGGAAGAAAUCAGUUUUUAUUUAUCAGGAAAGCAAUAAUAGGAGGAUACUGGGAGUCAGCUCUUUGAAUAAUGUUCUGUUUAGAAACUGACCUUCGUUAUUAGCAUAAUCCCGCCGCAUUUCUGUCUUUUAGUAACCUGAAAGUGUAGAACAGCUUCAGGGUUAGUUUGGGAUUUUAAUCAUGUUUGUAUCAAUCAUAUUCAGGACUUUUAUUUUGUUAAAGAGUCCGGCAAGGUUUACAGCUUCUGAUGGACUGAUGGCAUGAGGAUGAUGCCGUCGUUUUAUCCUUAUUUUGCACCGUGAUGAUUUAUUUUUUUCUUUGCUUUGAAAGAAAAAGGUCAGAUUUAACCAAAGAACAGAAGAGAGCUAACUUAUUACAUCGUUUUAACCAAUCUAGCAUAAUAAUCUGCCUUUUUGUUUACAGUUUACUGAACUAAGAAGUGAUCCUACGGAUUGAAAUACUCCCAAAAGUCAAUUUAAACACCAGUAACGGAACCAUUCUGGCCCAGAAAUCAGGUUCGAAAACAUAAUUUUCCCAACCUGCUGAAGCCACCAAAAGAAGAUUUUUGAUUAAACUGAAACCAGAUUGAGAUCAAAUCCAAACUUCAGACUCAUUAAGACGAGUUUUUAAAAUAUUCUGUAUUUUAAGUUCACCUGCAUGAUACUCAAAACUAUUACAAUAGGUAAGAUUUAUCCAGAAGAAACUCAUAAAAGGAUCCAGCAACCUGAUAUCUAAAGUGUAUAAAAGCUUUAAGAUCUUAAAGAGAACAUCAGUUUAAAAUCAUAUAUUUACUGUGUAGUUUUAACUGACAAACAUAGUUUAACUCCUAAGAAUAUAAGUUUCAUUUGUCCAGCUCACCUGGAGUAAGGACUUCCUGCGCAGCAGCAGAGGGUGGGACAACUCAGUGAUACAUUAUGUUUGUGUUAGUAUUAUUUACUAUAUCGUAUUAAGGUUGCUAUUAUAGUAAAAAGUAGAUGUUUUUCUUCUCUUAAUAUCAAAAAGGUCUUUAUGCAUUUCUGUAGAAACCCUUUUAAAGGAGUGAUAGGAAAUCCUUAUUUUUCAAUGGAUGCACUUAAGCAAUUCUACCAACCUGUCAGUCACACAUUGAACAAGCAAUGCAUUUGAAUGUAAAAAGAAAUAAAAAAAAAAAAAAAGAAAUGGGGGAAAAAUAAACUAAUGCACCCUUUUUUAUUUUUCACAAUUUACAAGUGAGCUUUAAGUUAGUUUUUUUGGAAGGAAUUUGCAACAGGUUUUCGACGUAGUCUAUAUUUGAGUUCUUCCACAUGCAUUUAUAGAAAGUAACUUAAAAAUGAAUAAAAAAAAAACAUAUUACAGUUUUUCAGAUCUAUUUUGCUAACAUGGGUUAUUAUUUCAUAGAAAGCAGAGGAAAAAAAAGUCAGUAUCUGGAUGUUAUUUAUGGAAAAUGAAGCAACGUAUUUAUGAGUAACCUCAAGACAUUUUGUUUUUUAAUUAAAAUGACAAGAAGUUAAUAUAUUUCUAAACACAGGAAAGUCAGUUUCUACUAAUAACUAAAAAGGAGAAGUUUUAUUUAUGAAAGUUAUGGACACUUUGCCCACGUGCUUCACAGUGGAUGAAGUAGGUGGGAGCGAAGUUUCCCCAUAGCUGAAAUUUUAACUUCGGACAUGCACUACUGCAACAUCAGUGCAUUAACAACGGAAGAACUACAGAAAAUAAUAGAAUAUUUUUAGAAUUUGGAGAUAUUUUAGUCACAGAGCAUCGAUUUUGUGCCUCAACUCUAUUUUUUCUUGCAUCAGCAUUCUUUGUGCAGUGCUGCUUGCUGUAACCCCGCCCUUCCCGACCCCAUGUUACUGACUGAACGCAUUAUUACUCAUUUCCUCUGUAAUCUAAACUCGCUUUUUUCUUAUCAAAAUGUAAAAGAAGAAAAACUGCAAUGCUUGGAGUGAAUGAGGCAGCUGUGACCCUCUCGCCCAGCAGGGCCCCACACACACACACACACACACACACACACACACACACACACACACCUUGUAAACGCUUUCAUUCACACAUUUCCUACAUCCACAACUCAGUCUGAUCGAUCCAUGGCAACGGAGCGUGAUCGGCUUAAAAAAAAAAAAGCCUUUUUGAUCGACUUUUCCUGAUGCGUUAAUUAGGUGAAGUGCAAGUCGAGGAGGAGCCAGCGCACUGUGUAGAUCUGUGUAACUAAAUGCAAACACACACACUCACACAUAAACACACCAGAUUCAUUACCGUACUAGUUUGCAUGUAUAUUGUAUGGUCACUUAGCCAGGAGAAACGGUGCGGUGGCGGCGGCGGCGGUACGCUCGCACCGUUUCUUCGCUGUAGAUUUUCAUAGUUGGAGUCUCUUUAGAAAAGCCGAAGGGAGUUUGGAGCCAGACGGAGACCAUUUCAGUCCCCCGCACCAAUGUCUGACCUCUCACUUAGAAAAUGUGUUACGCUGCAAAAAAUUCACUUCCAUUUGUACGAGAAGAAACUUCUUCUGCCCGAAACGGUUAAAAUGCAUCCCAAACUCGGAGAGCGCGGUUUUCCCGCUGCGUGUGAACGGUUGGGGACCGACAUGGCGCUCGCUGGUGAAACUCCGCCCUUUUCCAAAGAGGCCGAUGCAGUCUGACAGUUUGUCUUCGGUAGCGUUUCCAAUUUUUCCAGCACAGUAGGUGUUUCAUACCGGUCUAAUAGUGGUUGUAGUGCAUUAGUUGUUUGGGGCCGGCAGCAGCCGGCGUUCGGUUCUGGUUUCUCUGUGAACAGCGAGGGAGGCGUCGCCGCUGCGGCCCUCUGAGGCGGAUCGUUGAUGGAUGGGAAAAAAAAAAAAAAAA